AUGAAUCCAGUCAACAUGCAACCAACAAACUUCCACCAGACGAGCUCUGUCGCGACUAAACCGGGCCCACGCCUUAUAGCUAGUGGUUGCACCCUCUCAUAUCUCCCUGAGGACUAUGUCAACAUUCCCAAGAUUGCUCUGGACGUUUCAUCGCCUGGUUCCGUAAACGAAGCCUUUGCUGCGGCUGCAAAGCGUUUUGGCAGCGGUGACGACAAAAGCAGCACCUUCCAUCAUGAUGUCGUUGUCAAUUGUGCUGGCUACUCGCUCUCUCUGAGGGGAUACAGAAGCGGGCAUGGAGAAAGAGAGCCAUGCGGAGAUUGA
Messenger RNA from Paracoccidioides brasiliensis Pb18, 321 nucleotides. RefSeq lists its product as uncharacterized. The coding region runs from base 1 to 321 and encodes 106 amino acids. The record is from RefSeq and is a predicted model, not a curated record. The transcript is spliced from 2 exons.